AGGCCCCAUGAUUCUUUACACAAAGCGCACGAUCCUAUGAAAGCUCUUGACCCAGAGCAACUUAAGAAGUUCUUGGAACGCAAUGCUUUACUAAAUCCAAUGGGCAGAAAUGCAGCUAGCGAUGCAAGAUGCGAUCCCACUUUUAUGCUAGGGCAACAUGGCGCACUAGGAGGGCCCAAUAUGAAUCAUUCUUCUAGUUUAUCCGCGGCAUCGAUAGCCUCUAAUAUCCAGGCUGCUAAUCCUAACCUUACUUCUUCUCUUCUCAGAGGCGGUCCUCAAUUAGCGAAUUCUUUGUCUUUUCUUCGUCUUGCAACACCGCUUCCAAAUAUGAGCCGACCUAAUCAGAUGCCUUCUUCAAUGGUCAAUGCCUCCCCUCUGACAUCUCCCUUGGCUCUACUCGAAACUAUGCAACCGUUUGAUAUUCGAGGCGAUAGGAGAAGUCCCAGUCCAUGGCACCUGCCCGAAGUAUCCAAGCGCCAUCUGGCGUCGCCUUCCAGCAUCACCAGCACCGGUUCGAUGCAGGGCCAACCUAGCCCUCCAGUUCCUAAUUCUUCGUAUGCGUCGUCACAGAUGUCCUCGCGAAACGAUAUAUCAGUCGAGCAUUUUAGUGACGAUGAUGAUGACGAAAAAUCAUUAGCUUUAAAUCUUUCUACUACUUCUCCCGGUUCUACUCCAGCGUCUACGUCUCUGCCAUUACCUGCCCAAAAUAGCUGCAACGGUCCUCCUACUCCUAAGCGGUCAUGGAAUUCCAUGAAUAUGGGCUCUACUUUCAUUAAUCCUGUGACAGGCAAGAAGAGAGUGCAGUGCAACGUUUGUAUGAAAACAUACUGCGAUAAUGGUGCUAUGAAGAUCCACUUUUCUGCUGUUCAUCUUCGAGAAAUGCAUCAGUGUACUGUCGGCGGAUGUAACAUGAUGUUUAGUACUUGAAGAUCUCGCAAUCGUCAUUCAGCUAAUCCAAAUCCAAAAUUACACACCCCGCAAGUUAGGAGAAAAAUUUCUCCUCACGACGGCAGGAGUUCGGGCUCUCACCCAGCAAUAUCGCUGAGAUCCCCCAUGCCAGCACAGCUGCAAGAUCUACAUCCCCAAGCCGCGUUCCCUCCACUGUCCACGUUUCCCGGCCAGUUUGGGGGCCUAGACGCUCUACCGAACCUUCCGUUCUUACCUUCAGGAAAUCCUCAGGAGCUCGCAAAGCAGUUCGAGAUGCACCAUCAUGGCUUUGAUCUGCAAAAGGAAGCUUGGAAGUAUGGACAAAUGUCUUCUUAUCCAGACGAUUCAUCUAUGAUGAUGGAUCCGAAAAAUCAUUUUGAUCACGCCGAGAAGAAA
Hyalella azteca is the source of this 1323-nucleotide messenger RNA. RefSeq lists its product as uncharacterized. The coding region runs from base 37 to 927 and encodes 296 amino acids. The record is from RefSeq and is a predicted model, not a curated record. The transcript has a single exon. Gene Ontology annotation, biological process: regulation of DNA-templated transcription. Gene Ontology annotation, cellular component: nucleus. NCBI's taxonomy places the organism in Eukaryota, Metazoa, Arthropoda, Malacostraca, Amphipoda, Hyalellidae.